AUGGCAGAUUAUGAGUCUUUGCACAGGCAGUGCCGCACUCUGGAGUCUUUAUUUGACACAAAGCUUACGUCGUACUCCCGCCUAGCAUCAACAAUAACAAGAAACCAGGAUGACAUCGAGGCAGGAGGCUCGCGCGAACGCUGGAAAGACGUCGAAGGCGAAGUCGAAGACCUCUUGGAGAAGCUACGAGAAACUAAUGAUGAAUUACUCGCACUCUCAAACAACCCGGACACCCCGCCCUCACAAUCCAUGUCCCGCGCAAUUCAGAGACAUGGUGAAGUCUAUCAGGACUAUGCCAAGGAGCUUCGCAGGACAAAGACAAAUGUCCAGCAUGCACUUGACAAAGUAAACUUACUUUCGGGCGUUCGAAAUGACAUUGAAGCAUAUAAAUCUUCCGCAGCAGACUCACUACUGGCGGAAAGAGGGAGAAUCGACAGCUCCCAUUCGAUGACAGACCAGAUUCUUGACCAAGCAUACGAAACACGAGCAGAAUUCUCGCGUCAAAGCAUGUCUCUGGCUAGUAUAAACACACGCAUGACUGGUGUCAUAAGUACGAUACCUGGCAUCAACAAUCUCCUUUCCAUGAUUAAGAGUCGACGGCGAAGAGACUCUAUUAUCCUUGGCAUUCUUAUUGGAGGGUGCUUACUCCUGCUGAUAAGCUACAUGUCGCGGUGA
This is a messenger RNA of Suillus plorans, 675 nucleotides long. Its product is annotated as V-snare-domain-containing protein. The coding region runs from base 1 to 675 and encodes 224 amino acids. NCBI's taxonomy places the organism in Eukaryota, Fungi, Basidiomycota, Agaricomycetes, Boletales, Suillaceae. The transcript has 6 exons. Gene Ontology annotation, molecular function: SNAP receptor activity. Gene Ontology annotation, biological process: endoplasmic reticulum to Golgi vesicle-mediated transport; vesicle fusion. Gene Ontology annotation, cellular component: Golgi medial cisterna; Golgi membrane; cis-Golgi network. The record is from RefSeq and is a predicted model, not a curated record.